This is a messenger RNA of Pleurotus ostreatus (oyster mushroom), 2265 nucleotides long. RefSeq lists its product as uncharacterized. NCBI's taxonomy places the organism in Eukaryota, Fungi, Basidiomycota, Agaricomycetes, Agaricales, Pleurotaceae. The record is from RefSeq and is a predicted model, not a curated record. Bases 1 to 2265 code for a protein of 754 amino acids. Gene Ontology annotation, biological process: positive regulation of GTPase activity; Ras protein signal transduction. The transcript is spliced from 4 exons. Gene Ontology annotation, molecular function: protein binding; guanyl-nucleotide exchange factor activity. Gene Ontology annotation, cellular component: plasma membrane.
AUGUCCACGCCGCGCCCGCAUGUCCGCCAGACGCUGCAUUUGUCCAUUGAUCCAUCCCCAUAUGAACCGCCGCCAAUGUCUUUGUCACCUCCGAGUUCCAACUCCCCACCCUCGUCCCUCAUGUCCUCCACCACCGCCAGCAGCGCGACCGCGGACUCGUCGACCGUGCCCACCGCGACCUUCCCCAUCAUCUACUCCGUGCUCUGCCUCCACGACUUUGACUCGGACGAUCCCGACCAUCUGCCGUUCAGCAAAAACGAAAUCCUCGAGAUUGUGAAGCAGGAGGAGUCGGGCUGGUGGGCGGCGAUGCGGAAGGGGUUCACCCGCGUGGGCUGGAUCCCCAGGGCGUAUGUGCAGCCCCUUUCGGAGGAGAUGGCAGACAAGCUAUGGAAUGUGCGCGAAGAGCUGCGAGCGUAUGAGUACGGCGCGGAGCAGCUCUACAAUACCGCCCCCAUCGCUACUUCGGUCCAAAUCUACGACCCCCCGAGAAGACAGCCCUCUCGAAAACAGUCCACCGAUGUCGCGAGUGACUUAUGGCGCAUAGCGAACAAGCGGGCUCGUGAGGACCAGGAGCGCAUACUCAGCGAAGACCGCGCCCUCCCCGCUUCCCCCUCGAUGCUGGCAGCCAUCAACAAACCCACGCCGCCCACCCCGCGAGAAGAACGCCAUCGGAGCAACUCCUCGCCCUCCCACCGCAGCGGGAGCAGUCGCGACAAACGAGACGCCAAUAACGUCACGAGCCCAAAAGUCAGCGUGGACAAGAUCAAGCAGCUCACAGGCAGCGAGGACGCAGUCGACUGGGUCAUCGCGCGCCACAAUAGCUCGAUGCCGUGGUACCUCCGCCCCCAAUACGCCGAUCAACUCAGGCUAGACAAGGACGGCAACAUCAGAAUGGCCACCUUGCCCGCAUUGGUAGAGAGGCUGUCAACACCCCAGAACACCACCUCUGAAGAGUCGUUCCGUGAUGCAUUUCUCAUGACAUUCCGCACCUUCACUACCGCCGACACCCUCUUCGAGAUGCUCGUUGACAGGUUCCGCAUGAAUCCUCCAGACGAUCUCACUGCGGACUCGCAGUUUAGUGAAUGGAAGGAAAAGAAGCUCCAACCAACGCGGAAUCGGGUGCUCACUGUCUUUACCGUCUGGCUAGAAGACCAUCGCUUACUCGAGGAGGAGCCUCACAUCGCGCAACGCUUGACCGAUUUCCUACGGUUGAUUACACCACCGUCACCACUAGCGGGAGUCGCGAAUCUGAUUAUCGAGAAAAUACAAUCCUUGGUCAGUCGCCACCACAUUUUAGCAACGAUUUUUACCCUGACUCCACUUCCGAUGCAGACAUUUUCCCCGCCACAGAUAUUCCCAUCGGGGACGCCCAAACGGAAGGACAAAAACUGGGCAGAGGUCGGGCUCGCGAAGCAAGACCCUGCGAACAUCGCUGAGCAGCUAUGCCUGCUGGAGUUCAAAUUAUACUCGAAAAUCUCGCCACAAGAGUGUCUUAGAUCCGCGAAGACGAAGGCGCACGGCGACAUCGCCAACCUAACCGCUUUCUGCGCGACGUAUGACCGGCUAUCUGCGUGGGUGAAGAUGAGCAUCCUGACAAGUGAUAUCCUGAGCAAACGCGCGAGCACGGUGGACUUCUGGAUCAAGGUGGCUGAAAAAUGCAAGCAGUUGAACAAUCAUGCUUCGAUGAGUGCGUUGAUCAAUGGGCUGAUGAGCACAGUGAUACAACGGCUGCAUCUUACGUGGGCGCACUCACAUCGUAAACAAACCCUCGAAGCUUUGGUUCGAUAUAAUGAGCCGACAGGCGGAUUCCAUGCUUACCGAACCCUACUGCAAGCAACCGAAGGCCCCUGCGUUCCUUUCAUUGGCAUGUACCUCACCGACAUCUCGCACAUCCACGACCAGUACUCCGACGAAACCAUCACCACACCCAUUAGCACCCACUCCGCGUCCUCGUCGUCCUCCCUAAUCAGCUCCUCCUUCACCAACCCCGCCCCCUCGAACGGCAGCUCGAAGGAACCGUUCAUAUGCUUCCAGAAACGCCAGCGGUGGUACGAACUCAUCUCCUUCAUGCUCAAGUUCCAGAAACGCCCGUACAAUAUCGCGGAGAGCGAGACGACGCAGAUAUUCAUCUCGAAUCACUUGACGCACACGACCUCGAAAGACACGGCGUGGUUCUGGAACAAGAGCCAGGAAGUGCAGCAUCUGGAGAUGGAGAACGCGGAUAUACGCCGCGGGCUGGAAGAAGCUGGCUUCCUGAACUCGUAA